AUGCAGUUCGCUCAGAUGCAGAAGAGGGCGCACCAGUACCACCAGCUCAUCAUCACCAUUUACAACAACUACUACCACAACUACAACGACCUCUUCGUCCUCAAGUUCUUCGUCCUCGUUGUCUACUUCUUCGCCAUUCACUACGACUACAACGACUACUACAACUACGUCCUCUUCUUCAUCACCUCCUUCUUCUCCUUCGCCAUUCACAACAACUACUACAACAACAUCCUCUUCUUCUUCGCCACAACCAUUGACGACAACAACGACUACUACAACCUCUUCUUCUUCUUCUUCUUCUUCUUCAUCAUCUUCUUCUUCACCACAACUCACGACCACAACGACAACGACAACUACAAUUUCAAGCUCCAGUCUCUCGUCCUCCACGAUUUCGACCUGUCCAGCGCCGUCUACGAUAACUAUGACCAUGACUCCAUCGCCCGUUCUUCGUUUCAAGGGGAUGGAGGUACCAUGGAGGGAGUCGGUAUUGUGAGAUACGUUUGUCCGAGGUGGGGAGACAAAUUGACGGUAUGA
Recurvomyces mirabilis is the source of this 534-nucleotide messenger RNA. RefSeq lists its product as uncharacterized. Bases 1 to 534 code for a protein of 177 amino acids. The transcript has 3 exons. Lineage: Eukaryota; Fungi; Ascomycota; Dothideomycetes; Mycosphaerellales; Teratosphaeriaceae. The record is from RefSeq and is a predicted model, not a curated record.